AUGAGCUUUGCCAAUACAUUUCAAACAUCCAAAGAGGGACGCGAUGAUGAUGGGUCCACGAUCCAUGCAUUCCCUCUACUCCCUCAGGGCUUCAAAAGUGACCCAAUGCAACGGGAACAGAUGGAUAUAAAUUUUCUCGAAGACGUCAACUCCUUGUCGUGCCAGCCUUUGAGUCUGCUCCCGGUCGCCUGGGGCGCUGUCUUGGCUUGUUAUACGGAAAGCGAAGAAGUCCAUUUCGGUGUUGCUUACCGUGGCCGGCAGACCGACAAGGGUACUCAAUUCAUUAGUCCAUUCCGAUUGAGGGUCUCUAACACAGAGACCCUUCUCAAUACAAUGGCAGUGGCAACGCAGUAUGAUGAGAGAAUGCGGAGAUUUCAGAAGAUGGGACUGGAAGGCUACGCUGCUCUAAACCCUGGCAACAUCGUCCUGUCCAAUUUCAACAAUUUACUAGUCAUCGCCGGCGAAACUCACGACGUGAGCGCCGAGGUUGUCGAAGAAAAGUAUCCGCUUACUUUGUACGCGCGCGGAGCGAAUCUCCGGGCCUGCUUUGAUCCUCGCGUUCUUUCCGCGAAUGCUCUUCGUCCGAUGCUCAACCACUUCGCUGAUUUUGUUCAAGCCGCGAUUGAAAGACCAGAUAGGACUAUUCUAGACGCCCAGAGAGUUGGCAAAAAAGGCUUCGCUUUGCUGCAAGAGUGGCAUGCUUCUCGGGAGAAGGGAUUGCGAGACGACUAUGGCGUACGUGCCCACGAACUAAUCAACGAUCAAAUCUUAAGCGAUCCUUCUGCACCUGCGGUAUCUGCCUGGGAUGGGGAGCUCACUCGGGGUGAGCUCGAUCACUGGGCAUCCUAUCUCGGGCAUCAUCUUGUCUCCGAAGGUUGCAACGUGCAACCUGGCCAGUUCGUGGGCCUUCUGUUGUCAAAAUCGGUCGCGACUGUGCCCGCUAUGCUAAGUGUGAUAAGAUCCGGAGCGGGAUUUGUUUUCCUGUCACCGUCGCUUCCUAUUGAGAGGAUACGCACCAUGUGCCGAAUCGCAGGUGUAGUCCAUAUCCUCACGAAUAGUCGUCACAAGGAAAUGGCUGCUAAGCUGGAUAUUCCUGUCACGGAAGUUGAUAACAGACCAAGCUCAGCGGUGAAGGUGGAACGUUUUGAUAGACCUAUGCGGUUCGGCCCUCUCUACCUGGCGUUUACAUCUGGCUCCACGGGCGAGCCCAAAGGAGUUCAAAUCAAUCGGGAAUCAUUUGGACCCGGAAUUGCCCGGUUUUGUGAAGAGACAAAGCUUGAUAAAAGUUCUCGACUCUUCCAGUCAGUCUCAUAUGCAUUUGUUGUAAGCAUUCUCGAGACCUUAACAGGACUGGCUGUCGGUGCUUGCAUUUGCAUUCCGUCCGAGGAGGACCUCGAAAACGACUUUGAAGGCGAACUUAACAAGUUCAAAGCAACUUGGGCUUGGAAUACCCCAACUAUGACGCGAACCCUGCGCGCAGACCAGCUCCCCUUUUUGAAGACCCUAGUCUUGGCUGGCGAACCUAUCACCAGCGCCGACGCCGCGCAAUGGAAAGGAUUGUCAGCUCCGUACAGCCUUUAUGCUCAGUCCGAAACAGCCUCCACUUUCUAUAUCCGCCGAUUGAAUGAGCCUACCUAUGAGUCGGGUAACCUUGGCAACCCCACCACGGGAAGGUACUGGGUGGUCGAAAAGUCUGACCACACUCGGCUCAGUACCAUCGGAACUGAUGGCGAGUUGCUGAUCGAAAGCACUGCCUUGGGAAGCUUUUACAUCAAUAAUCCUGAGAUGACGGCCGCGACGUUCGUGGAGGAGCCUGUCUGGGCUCCGCAACAGGAUUAUGCCCCACAGUUGAAGCGACAGUGGAUUCUUACGGGAGACAUGGUUCGCCAUAACUGCAAAGAUGGGUCUCUCCAGAUAGUCGGUCGCAAAGGAACCAGAACCAAGAUCAGAGGGCAGCGGAUUGAACUCGGCGAAAUUGAGAGUUGCCUCCGGCCGUACUUCCCGUCUCAGCAGGUCGUCGCGGAAGUCGUUACACCUGCUGCUGCUUCGGUCGAAGUCGGGCAGUCUCCUGCAAUUCUGCUUGCCUUCACUUGUUCUAAUAUGAACAAGUCGCCUUCAGGCUCUCCGGUUGGAAUCCUUUUGAGAGAAGAACAUCGCGUAGAGGCUCGCAAAGCUUUGUCCGGGCUCCAACAGGCGCUACCUUCGUAUAUGAUCCCUGCUGAUAUCCUGGAACUGGAUCAUCUCCCUCGCACGGUUAGUGGAAAGGUCCAUCGCAAGGCACUGCGUGACUGGGCCGCCCAGCGACCAUUAGACCAGCUUGUCGGCGUCGACGAAGUGCGUGUUGCGUUCCGGGCAGCCGAAACGUUCGAAGAGCAGGCCCUACAGUCGAUCUGUGUGAAGGUUCUCGGCUUACCAUCUGAAAAGAUCAGCCUUGAUGACAAUUUCUUCCGCAUCGGAGGUGAUUCUCUCACGGCCCGACAAGUUGUUUCGGCAGCCCGCUCCCAGGGAUUGACGUUAACUGUGUCUAACGUGUUCAAUGAGCCAACCCUUGCGGUAUUGGCGAAAGUGAUUCGCAAAUCCGAUGCGGCAGUCAACGAUGCAGGCGUAAAGGAAAGUCCAUUUGCGAGACUCAAGACCGAGUUCCUGCAGCAGGGUCUGCCGGCUGGGCUAAAUGCUCACCAAGUGCAGGCGGUGCUGCCCCUCACAUUUAUGCAGGCACAAACUACAAGAGCAGCAACUAUUGACUACUUUCCAAUGGAAUUCGAGGGUGCUGUGGAUGUAGACAGACUUCGAGUUGCUUGUCAGCAAAUCCUCGAUGUGAACCCAGCCCUGAGGUCGAUCUUCCUGCCAUUCAAACAAGAAACAGUUCAAAUAAUCCUGCGUCAGGCUGCGAUUUCCUGGACAGAGGUUACUGCCCCCGCCGACUCUGAUCUGAAUGACUGGACCCAUUCUUGGAUUAUGCAGGAUCGGGAACAUUCACCACCGAUGAGUCAAAUCACAGCCGGAUGUACCCUAAUCCGCCACUACUCGGGAAGAACCAAUUUUGUUAUGCGUUUGGCGCACUCUCAAUACGACGGUGUCUGCUUGGGUCCCAUCUUCAAGCAGCUUGAGACCUUUUACUCUGACUCCGGAGCCGCCUUGAAAUACCACCCUAAGGAAGAUUUCAUCAGCUACCGAAAGACUUGCGCGAGGAUGCGCACACCACAGGCCCUGGAACAUUGGAAAAAUCUUCUGACAGACAUUGAGAUCACCGAACUCCCGCGACUGGGGUACCCCAGUGAGCUGACUUACGCCGUUCAUCACGAGGAGUGCAAGCCCGCAGAGCCACCAGCUGGGAUCACGCAGGCGACAGCCAUCAAGGCGGCCUGGGCAUAUACCCUGGCACAGGAGACUGGAAAGCCUGAGGUGCUAUUCGGGCAGAUUACAAACUGUCGUGGCGUUCAACCGGAUGCAGGGGAUGAGGUAAUUGGAAUGUGUCUAAACACCACGCCCGUGCGAGUCAAGGUGGAGCCUACCACUCGAGUUCGUGAUUUCCUUGGCAUGGUACAGCAGCAGCAUAUCGAAGCACUUGAGUAUGAAACCACUGAAUGGCCUGACAUGGUUGCUACUGGUACCUCGUGGCCGGCUGGCACCGAGCUCGACUCUCUCGUUUUGCAUGAGAACUUCGCCAACCUGAAAGAGUUCUCGUUAGGGGAUGUCACAUCAAGACUUGGAGAGCCCAUUUUCAAGCCCGUGGGAUCGAAAUCACAUAUUUUGGUCACUUUUCCAGGACCGCAGAGCUUGAUGACGUUUUUGAUGACGAGGAUAGGCUGCAUGGAGAAGACCAAGGCCGAAAUGCUGGUUUCCAAAUUUAAUGAAACUCUUGUACGGUUUUUGGCUUACCCGAAUUCUUUGAUUGGCCCUGUGAACUAG
Penicillium maclennaniae is the source of this 3912-nucleotide messenger RNA. RefSeq lists its product as uncharacterized. Gene Ontology annotation, cellular component: cytoplasm. Gene Ontology annotation, biological process: amino acid activation for nonribosomal peptide biosynthetic process; secondary metabolite biosynthetic process. Bases 1 to 3912 code for a protein of 1303 amino acids. The record is from RefSeq and is a predicted model, not a curated record. Gene Ontology annotation, molecular function: catalytic activity; phosphopantetheine binding. The transcript has a single exon. Lineage: Eukaryota; Fungi; Ascomycota; Eurotiomycetes; Eurotiales; Aspergillaceae.